UCCAAGUCUACGAUGCCGGCCUCCAACCCCCGUGUCCAGCCUACAGGUCUGUUUAUACCUGGCGUUUUCCUCCUAGCCGCAUUAGCUACUGCUGCAUACCAAACCAUAAAAUUAUACCUACCGCUUCUCCUCAUAUUCAGCUUCUUCUCCUACUUAUCAGCGCAAACAUCCAAACGAUACUCAACCGCUCAGAGGGUAUACCAUCAGGCACCUACAUAAUUCUUCUGUCGAUAGCCUGUGUCCUCGUCGGACUCGUUUGCGAUAAAUAUACGAAAAGCACAUGGGAGAGCUGCUUCUUCCACGUCGUGUUAUCCCACUUUGUCUUAAUGUGGUUUGAACAAAAUCGCUUCUCCCGGCUCCGACGGAAGGUACAAGAAGAAGAAAAGGCUCAAUCGAAGCACGAUUCAGAGCAAGAAGCUAGCCAGACUCCCGAAGGCGAUCCACACGCAUGACCCACCGCGAAAAUGGACUAGAAGAUGGCAACCAUCUAGGUUGUCUGAGUACGGAAAAUUGCUAUCUCGAACGAAAUCAUCAUGUCUGAUCGGUCUUUGUGGACCCUGUCUGAGACUAAGAUUCGCAUCGGACUUGGAUGAGGAAUCAGGACUCGAUUCAAGGUGGAGAGGUCUCGACGAUAGAGCCAGCGAACACAGCGACAUUGCAAGUGUUAUAAUACUACGCUUAUUAGUUUUGGCAAACUAGCACGCGCAAUCGAGCUUCCUAAGCUAUCUCACUCACGUCUUUAGUCCUAACUAAUAUUUUAGCAUCUACAAAAGCAAUCUAAGACCUAAAACACUCUUAUAUUGAUUCCUAAUACUUAAGAAGCUAUAACACAGCAUACUACG
Molecule: messenger RNA, 842 nt
Organism: Lentithecium fluviatile CBS 122367
Lineage: Eukaryota; Fungi; Ascomycota; Dothideomycetes; Pleosporales; Lentitheciaceae
Source: the annotation of a GenBank genome assembly